This is a messenger RNA of Zalophus californianus (California sea lion), 2068 nucleotides long. It is a transcript of the gene CDKN2B, whose product is annotated as cyclin dependent kinase inhibitor 2B. NCBI's taxonomy places the organism in Eukaryota, Metazoa, Chordata, Mammalia, Carnivora, Otariidae. Gene Ontology annotation, biological process: negative regulation of cell population proliferation; regulation of cyclin-dependent protein serine/threonine kinase activity. The transcript is spliced from 2 exons. Gene Ontology annotation, molecular function: cyclin-dependent protein serine/threonine kinase inhibitor activity; protein kinase binding. The coding region runs from base 380 to 796 and encodes 138 amino acids. Gene Ontology annotation, cellular component: nucleus. The record is from RefSeq and is a predicted model, not a curated record.
UGGGGAAUGCCCUGCCCGGCAGCCCAGCGUGAAACGGAUUCAUUCCCAGCCGGCUCUCCAUCUAGCCGGAGCGAGGCUCGGCAGUGAACGCUGCGACGCGCCCGCGCUCGGCGGCCGGAGGCACCCUGCGCUCGGCUGCGGCCACGCGAGGCGCUUUUUCCCGGGAGCGAGCCGGGAAAAGCCCGGCUUAACCACGAGUGGCACGGCCAUUGCAAGGACCUCCAAGGCGACAGAAGGACGGCGAAAGAGGGCUGAAGCUGACCUGAGCUUUCCCACGGAGGGGAGACGGCGCCAGGGCGAGGUGGGGAACAAGGGAGUGUGGCGACGCUCACGGCCAGCGGUGGAUUAUCCCGGUCAGUCUGCGUCUGCGGCCUGCGAAAUGCGCGAGGAGGACAAGGGCAUGCUCGGUGGUGGUGGCGACGACGCGGGUCUGGCCAACGCCUCGGCGCAGGGGCAAGUGGAGACCGUGCGGCAGCUCCUGGAAACCGGUGCGGAUCCCAACGGAGUCAACCGCUUCGGGAGGCGGCCGAUCCAGGUCAUGAUGAUGGGCAGCACCCGGGUGGCCGAGCUGCUGCUGUGCCAUGGCGCGGAGCCCAACUGCGCCGACCCUACCACCCUCACCCGACCUGUGCACGACGCGGCCCGGGAGGGUUUCCUGGACACGCUCGUGGUGCUGCACCGAGCCGGCGCGCGGCUGGACGUGCGCGAUGCCUGGGGCCGCCUGCCCGUGGACCUGGCUGAGGAGCGGGGCCACCGCGCUGUCGCCGGGUACCUGCGCGCAGCUGCAGGAGACUGAUGGCAGGUACCCCCAGCCGCCCACAACGACAUUUCUUUUCUCCCCUGUUCCCCACCCCCAACUUAGUUCAAGGCAGGCUACAAAUGUGGAGCGGCGGAAAGCCUGAAAGCCUUCCAGGAGACUUGACUCACCGUGGGGGAGGAGAAGCAGACCGUGAACACAUUUUUUUUUUCUUUCUUCUUUUCCCCUGGAUCCCGCCCUCACACUCACAGUGCAGCCAAACGCAGAGGUGGUACAAAUGGAUUUCCAGAGAGAUUUAGGAGCUGAACGUGAAGCUCCCGAGUGUUGUUCACUUUUCAGGGUUUUCUGGCAAAAAGCGGCCUAUAAAGUCCCUAACGACCCCAGGUGUCUGCCAAACUUCACUGGAAGCAAGCUGGCAGCAGAGUGGGAGGCGGCGAUGAUUGGCAUUUGAGCAGGAGGCAGAUGGCACAUUUGCCCUCUGACCUCGAAGGAGCGCAUCAGAAGCCCCUACAUUGGGUUUGAGGCGCUGGAGGCUAGAAGGAAACCUCUGAAGACUGAGGAGACGACAACCACAAUGCCGAAGACUAGUUCAACAGUAGACGCCAUCAGCAGGUGCCCAAGGCUUUAUAGGUUGUGUGUUGCCACCCAAGUCACCUGCGAAGCCCUGGGGACUUGUGCCCAUUUCCACCGGAUAGUGACGGGAAAGGAGGAUGUGAGAGCCACCUUGAAUCUUCCCACAGGUUCUACCAUCCCUGGGUCAAGAUGACACAGAACCGCUCCCGGAGAGGGGCAGGUGCUUGCUGUUUGUUAUUCAGUCGAGAGGAGAUUCUUGGGGAGUUCCAGAAGUCAGCGCACAGGAUGACGUGCUGGAUUGUAGGGAGAGCAACUGUCGCGAUUAACUGUAAGGACUUGCUUCAUCUAUAUACGAGAGGAUAAAGAACCACCCCCCACCCCACCCCCCCCCCCCCCGUGAAAAGAUUUUGUGAUAUUUUGUACUUUUCAGUUGUUUUUCGGUAACACUCUUACUGGCUUUAAAUAACAAAGUAACUCGUGCUCCUCGGUGAGGAAGAAGUACAGCUUUUAAAUGAAGCUCUGUCACAGUGCUAAAGCUUAGACCCAUUCAUCCCUAACCUAUUUAUUUCUUUGUUAAAUUUUCUGACCGUUUCCUUCACUAGAGUGUCUCAGGGGGUCAAACUAUGAAAUAUUCCAAAUAUCUUUUAGAAAACCGAUGCACUUGCCCAGUAAAUUAUUUCGGGGUAUUUCCCAAAGGGUUGCUGAAAGAGUAAAUUGAAUAUAAAACUGUUGAAAAUA